Messenger RNA from Bacidia gigantensis, 2571 nucleotides. RefSeq lists its product as uncharacterized. NCBI's taxonomy places the organism in Eukaryota, Fungi, Ascomycota, Lecanoromycetes, Lecanorales, Ramalinaceae. The transcript is spliced from 7 exons. Bases 1 to 2571 code for a protein of 856 amino acids. The record is from RefSeq and is a predicted model, not a curated record.
AUGGUGCAAGGACCAGACAUUGUUGAACUUGACACUUCAAGCGAUGAAGAUUCACUGUCGGGUGAAGGGCUUCGUAGUCCUCGACAUGCGGAAGACAGGUGUCACGCUGUGAGAGAUAGAGAAAACGAUGCAUCGCAGACGAAGAUUGAUCGAGCAGUCGCUUCCGAGCUUUGCUUCCAGGAGGUGACAGAGGUUUUCCCCGACAUCUCGCUCGACUAUCUGAGGGAAAUCUACGAGAGCCACAUCAACUCAGACGAAUUCAACGCUACACAUGACACGGGGACCUCGCAAACGCUGAUAGAAAAAAUUCUAGACUCCAGCAAUUACCCCAAAGAACGACAUCGAAGAAAGGAAGCUAAUCAAUUGAAGCGGAAGAGAGAAUCUCAAGGCGGCGACGCUGAAGAGGCAAAAAGGUGGAAAAGUGAGGACCUGAUCAGCAAGACCUGGGACUAUACCAAAAUUUCUCAGAAGGCAUUGCAGGAAGACUUUCCCUUAGUUCCAGCCAAGUAUAUCGACUCACAAUUCAAAGAACAAGGCUAUUUCUACGGUGCCCAUGUGGCAAUCGCAAAGGCAGAACGAGAAUACGACGAUAUUGCACAGAAACCGUACGUAAAGCUGAAGUCUCGUCGAUACUGUGCGGGACUCUGCUCUGAAGAUUCGAUGGUACACAUGACAAGGGAAGGUCAUAAGUACGACAUGUUGAAAGAAGAAAUCGAAGCUAGCCGGCAGAGACGGAAGAGGGACAACAACAAGCGCGUAGAGCAAAACCGAGCAGCAGCAGAGAUUGUAGCCAAAGAACAAGCCGAGAGACGAAAUGGAGAUGUGAUGGAAUGUGCCUGCUGCUUUGAUGACGCAACUAUUUCGACAAUCACUCAUUGCAAUGGAGAGAUCCCGCAUUUCUUUUGCUUCGAUUGCGCUCGAAUGAAUGCAGACAAUGACAUCGGCGUGAACAAAUAUGGCCUGCAAUGUAUGGAUGGAAGUGUUUGCAAGUCUACCUUCAGCCGGGCAGAGCGGGCGAAAUUUCUCGACGUCAAGAUUGUAGAGAAACUUGAGGACCUCGAGCAACAGGCAGCUAUUCGAGCCGCCAUGGAAGACUUGCCCGAUUUUGUCACAUGUCCUUUCUGUCAUUAUGGGCAUAUCUGUCCUCCUAUAGAAGAGGACAAGGAGUUUCGGUGCGGUUUCGUAGACUGUAAAGAAGUCACAUGUCCUAAAAUCAUCAGAUCCCACGUCCCAUUAUCAUGCGAUGAGCAUAGGAAAGAGAAUGGCAUCAACGAACGUCAUCUCAUCGAAGAAGCCAGGACCGAAGCUCUUAUUCGAACAUGCCCUAAAUUGAUAUGCGAUUACUGUGGCCAAGAUAUAACUCAAAUGAAAUACAAUCAUUUCGAAGGCCAAGUGCCGUUUCCAGAUGGCGAGGUGGGAGGAAAAAAGUGCCCGCUAUAUGAUAAAACCAAGACUCGUAAGGACGAGCAAAUCGCAGAAGCGGGCAAGGCUGCCAUAGAGAAGAUUCAGAAAGAAAAUCCCGACUUGUCUGAAGAGGAUCUACGAAUAAAAUUCUCCAAGGAAGUUGAGACUCAAGACAACGUUGGUCAACCACAUCAUCACCAUCAUCACCACUAUCUUCAUGCCCGCGUCCAGCCUCCUCCCCCCGUUCCUCGUUAUGAAGUCCUGCCAGAAAGAGACAUGCAGCAGAGAAAUGUAGCGGACCCAGUGGGUGGAAAUCCUUUUUACAAUGCAGGCUUGAAUGAAGUUGACUAUUGGACCCAACACGUUAGGGCUUUUCAGCCGGCAAACCCUCCAAAUUUGCGGCCUCUGCAAUAUUUCCCCCAGGCCCGAUUCAACCCUAUGCCAGUCCACAAUGUAGGAGAAAGACCGUACGGGAACGACAUCCAGCCGCAAUUGGACAUACACAGGGCACGUGACAGAACUCUGAUCCCAGAUAUUCAUGGUCUUCAGGAGCAGCUUAAGCAGACGAAGGCUCGAUUCGAGGAACAUGCUCCUGCUCGCGAGGAGCUUCAACGGCAAUUCGACCGGACAGCAGCUCGACUCCGACAACACGGUGGACCAUUGCCGGCCAACCCCUUUCUCCAACAGCAAAUUGGUCGCAGAGUAGAUCGAUUCAGAGAAAACCUACCGAUUCAAGAGGGGCUCGAAGAACGUAUUGAUUGGGGACGCUUCCGCCCAGAAGAUGGGCAUUGGGACUACCAUGAACAAGCGCGAGCGCUACGAGAGCAACGAAUGCGGGCUCGAGAUGCGAUAAAUCUGCGAGACUAUAAUGACCAUGCUGGAGUUCCGGGCCCGCGACCACCAAUUAAUCGUGCUGGAGGCGUUGAUACUCCUAUUGAUCAAGUGCGUCUACAAGCAGGAGAGCGGCGAAACCGGUUAUUUCCAGCUCUGGGGAAUACCAGAUUCGGCGAUGGACAGCCUCCAAGUGUGCUCGGGGAACGUGAUGCGCAAGGGACCCACCCGUUGCAGAUGGCGGUAAGGAACACACCUCAAGAUGCUGCUGGCGAGCCUGCGCCUCCCAAUUACAACGACGAACUUGGGAGGCGGAGAAGACCAAGCGGUCACUAA